Trypanosoma cruzi is the source of this 912-nucleotide messenger RNA. Its product is annotated as protein phosphatase 2A catalytic subunit, putative. Bases 1 to 912 code for a protein of 303 amino acids. The transcript has a single exon. Gene Ontology annotation, biological process: double-strand break repair via homologous recombination; peptidyl-serine dephosphorylation. The record is from RefSeq and is a predicted model, not a curated record. Lineage: Eukaryota; Euglenozoa; Kinetoplastea; Trypanosomatida; Trypanosomatidae. Gene Ontology annotation, cellular component: cytoplasm; nucleus. Gene Ontology annotation, molecular function: protein serine/threonine phosphatase activity.
AUGGAUUCAAUUGAUCAGUUUCUAGAGACCGUCAGUAAAGGCGCCUACCCCAGGGAGUCGGAGGUGAUGAAGUUAUGCCAGACUGCUCACAACAUUCUUGAUGCAGAGGCCAAUACUCACGUGAUACGCGCACCAUGCACCAUUGUUGGUGAUAUCCAUGCUCAGUUUUUUGACCUUAUCGAGAUGUUUCGUGUAGGCGGAGAGGUCCCUGAUGUGAACUACGUGUUCAUGGGCGACUACGUUGACCGUGGACACCACGGCGUGGAGACAUUCCUUCUUCUGGUCGCCCUCAAGGUCAAGUAUCCCACUCGCGUAGUGCUUCUUCGCGGUAACCACGAGUCGCGCCAGAUUACGCAGGUAUACGGCUUCUAUGAUGAGUGUCUCCGAAAGUACGGCAGCGUUAAUGUGUGGCGCUACUGCACGGAGGUGUUUGAUCUUUUGCCCCUUGUGUGUGUUGUGGAAGAAAAGAUAUUGUGCGUCCACGCGGGUCUCUCGCCCAUGAUCUCCACAAUGAGCCAGAUGGAUGCUAUUGAGCGCCGCUGCGAGGUGCCCCACGAGGGUGCCAUGUGCGAUUUGUUGUGGUCUGACCCGGAAGAUAUUGAGGCGUGGGGCCUGUCCCCGCGUGGCGCCGGUUACCUUUACGGUGAAGAAGUGGUGCGCACCUUCCUCGAAACAAACAGGCUGGAGCUCUUGUGCCGCUCGCACCAGCUUGUCAUGGAGGGUUACAAAGUAAUGUUCAACGACACGCUUGUGACGGUAUGGUCUGCUCCGAAUUAUUGUUACCGCUGCAUGAAUGUGGCAUCAAUAUUGGAGCUGGACGAGCAUCUCAACAAGAACUUUAAACUUUUUGAAGCGGCCCCGGACGAUGCACGCGAGCCAUCGAAGCCCUCCCUGCCGGAAUACUUUUUGUAG